CGAAACGACCAUCUUAUAUUUGUACAUGCUUGUACUAAAUCUUCUGCAAAAUGCUUCGUAUUAUAUGCGCUAAAAAUGCUUUCAACUUAAAGUUCUUAGGAUGCCUAAGCAAGAAACCACUAGCAUAUCAUCUCCAAAGCAUGUCAAGCAAUGUCGGUAAUGGUGGUGAUCAGUGGAAAAAAGUUCUAGAUUACUGGUUUGAACCAGGAGGAGAGAAGAAAUGGUUUCAAGGUGGAGAAAAAGUAGACAAAGAAAUCAUGACAAAGUUUGGAAAAUUGGUUGAACAUGCCCUUCAGGGAGGACUGCAAGACUGGGAACAAGAGCCAAAGCCAUCACUUGCUUUGAUCAUUCUAACUGAUCAGUUUACUAGAAGUAUUUUCAGGGGUAAUGCGAGAUCGUUUGAUGGAGAUGAAAGAGCUAGAAAGAUUACAAGAAAGUUUUUAGAAAGAAACACCCAUGAUCAUCUAAAGCAGUCUUUGCCUGAAAGAGGUUUUAUUUAUCUGCCAAUGGAGCACAGUGAAGAUGCUGCAGAUCAGGUAUUGUCUAUUCAACUUUGUGAACAAAUGGCUAAAGAUGCAGAGGGUACUGAAUUUGCAGAACCAAUGAAGAUGCACUUGGAAUUUGCCAAAAGACAUAAGGAAGUUAUUGAUAGAUUUGGCCGAUACCCACAGAGGAAUAGAGUCCUUGGAAGAACAAACRCAAAAGAAGAGGAAGAAUUCUUGCUCAACUUACCUGAUCGAUACAAGUGGUGACGAGAAACGCACUAACUUAUUUUUGAUGGGAAGUAAAUAUCUAAUCAUUUUAACUAUUCUAUAAUUGGCAUUCAAAAAUCAAGAUUAAAUCUUCGUUG
Messenger RNA from Actinia tenebrosa (Australian red waratah sea anemone), 850 nucleotides. RefSeq lists its product as uncharacterized. Gene Ontology annotation, molecular function: protein binding. The record is from RefSeq and is a predicted model, not a curated record. NCBI's taxonomy places the organism in Eukaryota, Metazoa, Cnidaria, Anthozoa, Actiniaria, Actiniidae.